Messenger RNA from Danio aesculapii, 7025 nucleotides. RefSeq names its product transmembrane protein 41B (gene tmem41b). The record is from RefSeq and is a predicted model, not a curated record. The transcript is spliced from 6 exons. NCBI's taxonomy places the organism in Eukaryota, Metazoa, Chordata, Actinopteri, Cypriniformes, Danionidae. The annotation marks the transcript as partial. Gene Ontology annotation, cellular component: endoplasmic reticulum membrane.
GAGCUCAGUCACCAGGAGGAGCCUCUGCGCGCAUGUCAAUCCUUCUCCUCGUCGCUAUCUUCGCCUGCUCUGCUUGUGUCAUGUAUCUGGUGUUCAGAAAUUUCCCACAGCUGAGCGAAGACGAGAGAGAGAAAAUUAAAAUCCCUAAAGACAUGGAAGAUGCAAAGGCACUGGGGACAGUACUGUCCAAAUAUAAGGACACAUAUUACACCCAAGUGCUUUUAGCAUACUUUGCUACAUACAUUUUCCUUCAGACAUUUGCCAUCCCAGGCUCCAUUUUCCUCAGUAUACUGUCUGGUUAUCUCUACCCCUUUCCUUUAGCUCUCUUCCUGGUCUGUCUGUGUUCAGGCCUUGGAGCGUCUUUUUGCUAUAUGCUGUCUUAUUUGGUCGGGAGGCCGAUGGUCUACAAGUACCUCACGGAGAGAGCUCAGAAAUGGUCACAACAGGUGGACAAGCACAGAGAGCAUCUCAUCAAUUAUAUCAUUUUUCUGAGAAUAACUCCUUUCCUUCCAAACUGGUUUAUCAACAUCACCUCGCCGGUCAUUAAUGUGCCUCUGGGUGUCUUUUUCCUGGGCACCUUUCUCGGAGUGGCUCCUCCAUCAUUCGUGGCGAUUAACGCAGGGACGACGCUCUAUAAACUGACCACCGCUGGCGAGGCUGUGUCCUGGAACUCUCUUCUGGUGCUGGGGGUUUUGGCCGUCGUCUCCAUCCUGCCGGUCUGCUUUCAGAAGAAACUCCAGCAAAAGCUCGAGUAGAGAGAGAUCUCCCACCCUGCUUGAUUCAACUCAGGAAUGAUACUGAUCCUCUUAACUUCUCCCCGUUUUCGACUUCUUCUUUUAUGCAUGUAUGACAGACCCUCAUUUUUGCCAUGCGAUGGGCAGGACUGACUUUCCAUAGAUUCAACAGCACUGUCACGGAAUGAAGAUUCAAUCAUCACUGAUUAUCUCUAGCAAUAUAUUCCACGCCUGCGUUUUCAGAGGAUUUUAAAGUUCAUAUAAAACAGCAAUGAUUUAUGUGCGAUACACUGGAAAAAGACCUGUUAUCUCCCUCUCAAGCCGCUGAGCUAUAAUGGAAAGUGCCAACUUUUUUGCUCUACUUUGAUGAUGAAGUAUUACAUGCUUCAGAAACCUUUUGAGGGGGAGCUUUGCGAGUUUAUCCGAGUUCGAUCUUAUUUCGUAGGCCAGCUGAGACUGUGAAUGAAUUAUGCAACAGUGCCCUGUGUAGGGUGUGCUGAUGCUAACUAUAGACCACAAUGCUAAGCUCUUAUUAUAGACUUAUCGGUAACACUUUAAAAUACGGGACAAAUAGUUAAUGUAUUGCAUAUAUUAAUCAUAGUUUAACAUUUACUAAUGCAUUAUUAAAAUCAAACGUGGUGCUUGUUAAGAUUAGUUAAUGCGUCGUUAGUUAACUACCAAUGAACUAAGGAUGAUCCAUAAUAUAUAUCCUUAUAAACAAAGAUUAAUAAAUACUUUAAGAAAUGUUGAACUAUAAUUAAUAUAGACCAUUUUGAGAGAUUUAACCAAUAACAAUGGUCCUAACAUAUUUUCUGUUUUACAUUUUAAAUUUCCAUAGCUUCUGAGAGUCCAGAAAGUUCCACAUAUUGAUAAGUAAUGUUACGAUAGCUGUUAUAACAUCCAUUUAUGAUUAAAUCACCUCUUGUUAAUAGUUUGACAACAAGCAGGAACUGUUAUGAGCCAAUGACAUCCACAUUAAAAUGGUCUGUAUGCUUCAGAACAGUGUUUCUCAACCAUGUUCCUGGAGGACAACUAGCUCUGCAUAUUUCCAGUCUCCUUAACCAAACACAGCUGAUUCAGAUCAUCAGCUCUGAGACUGACAGACCUGUGACAGACAAAGGAGACAUCCAAACAUGCAGUGCUGGUGGUCCUCCAGGAAGGUGGUUGAGAAACACUGCUGUAGAACUAUGAUUAAUAACAUUAACCAUGUUUCCCCUAUUGUAAAGUGUUACAGACUUAUUUCUCCCCCCCCCCUAAAACUGGUAAAUACGGAUGAUGCCGUGUUAGUAUUACAGAUUUAGACGGUAGAUUACAUCUAGAAAGUUCUGCCUUAAUAUAAAAGCUUACUUGAAGUCAAACGGAACGAAUAUCUUGAUGUCACACGUACUGAACCAUUAACACCUGUUUUAUUUUAAGCAAUAACACUAUAAUAACUACACACUAUGAACUAUUUAUCAAGCAUUAGACAAUAGUGAAUUCAUUAUCUGUUAAGAAUUAAUAAAGGUUAAUAAGCAGUUUAUAACUGCAGCUACAAAUGCUGUAUUCUUGACCUCUAAACACGUGUAAUGGGCUUAAUAAUUGUGUUUACAUACUUUAAUGAUGAAUUUUCAUUACUAAAUUAAGUAUUGCAUUAUUUACAAAGCAGUUAUUUAAGCAUAGUUGGUGUUUUUUUAAGAUCAUUCAGAAUGAGUUAGUAAACGAUUAAUAAACCAUUCAAAUUAACAUUUAUAUAUCUGAUUAUUCAGGCAUAUAUUCAUAGUUAAUUUAAAUGUUAAUAAAUGCUUUAUUAAUUCAACUUCAUCCAGUUUUGUGACCUAAAGUGAGGACUAUUUAUGCUUUAUAUAUCCCUAAUAAAUGACAAUUAAAGGCUCAGUUAUGUUCUAAACAGGAAACAAAAUAACAUAAAUGACUCUAUUCAUUUCUAUUCAUUUGAAGACACAAAUGAAACUAUCAAAUGAAAAUAAAUCUUUGUAAUCUUAACUAAAAUAAAAUUACUGUGCAGUUUAAACAUCGCUAAAUAUCAUUGAAAUGUCGUAUUGUAUUAUAUUGUGAAAUUAUUAUAUUGUUGUUGUUUUAUCCAAUUUUAUGACACUCCUGUUAUUCAGCAAUGUUUAAACCUUACAGUAAUUUUAUUUUUUAGAUAGGAUUGCAAAGAUGCAUUGUUCAGUUCACACUAAUCCUUUAAUUGUCAUUUAUAAGGGAUUUAUAAAGCAUAACUAGUCCUCACUUUAGAUUAAGUCACAAAACUGCAUGAAGUCGUGUUAAUAAAGCUUUAUUACCAUACAUACUGUAGUAACCAUUACUAUAUGCCUGGAUAAUAAUGAUGCAUAAGCGUUGAUUUCAAUAGUUUAUUAAUCCUUUACUAACUCAUUCUGAAUGAUCUUAAAAACCACCAACUACUCUUAAAUACAAAUGAUUUGUAAAUAAUGCAAUACUUAAAUUGUUAUGAAAAUUAGUUAUUAACAAAGUAUAAAAACAAUCAUUAAGCACAUUAUCUAUAUGUGCUUAUAAGUCAGGAAUAGAGCAUUUGUAGCUGCUGUUAUACACUACUAAUGUUUAUUAUAGUAGAGUUAAUACUUAACAAAUAAUGAAUUCACCAGAUGCUAAUGCCUAAUAAAUUAUUCAUAGUGUGUAGUUCUUAUAGUGUUACCGCUAUUGUUUUCUUUCAUGGAUGCAAAUUUUAUUUUUAAAUAAUCAAAACGCCAAAAUGAUUGAGUUAGAUUUUUGUUUUUAUUGAAGUAGCUUAAAGUUUUGUUUGCAUAACAUUGUGCAUUAUUUUUUAUUUUAGUAACGUGAUUGAGGGAAGAAUUGUAUAUUUUUCUGUUGGCUGUGGACCUAGUCUAAUUAAGCCACUGUAAACACUUUUAAACUAUGUCUAAAUAUCUAUAUAUAUUUCUAUAUAAAUAUAUAAACGGAUAGUUCACCCAAAAAGGAAAAUAUACUUACUAUUUAUUCACUCUCAAGUGUUUCCAAACCUUAAUGAGUUUCUUUAUUCUAUCGAAAACCAAAAAAAGCUCUUUUGAAGAAAGCUGAAAACCUGUAACCAUUGACUUGCAAAAAAAGAAAAACAAUAGAAGUCAAUGGUUACAGGUUUUUGUCAUUCUUCAAAAUAUCUUCUUUUGUGUUCAACAGACGGAAAAAACAAGUGGAACAAGUGAAGAGUGAGCAAAUGAUGACAAAAUUGUCAAUUUAGGGUGAGCUGUUCCUUAAAAGGGAUUGUUCACCUAAAAUGAAAAUGUGAUAAAACCUUUCUCACUCUCAGGGAAUCCAAGAUGUAGAUGAGCCUUCAUUGAAAAAUAAAUAAAUUACACAUUUAAUUUCCUAUCGCAUCACGUUCUCACCAGUGGAUCUUCUGUCCUGAAUGAUUGCUGUUGUCAGAAAAGCUCAGGAUAAUAUACAACGUGACUCCACUCCAUCAAUGAAUGUCUUGUGAAGCAAAAUCGAUGUAUUUGUUAGAAACAAAUGCACCAUUAAGAGGUUUUAAACUGUUGAUUUUGCUUCAUAAUGUUUAGUUAUAGACUACAGUCAGGUCAUUGUGUUGUUUUUUAAAUCUGAUUUAUUUUUUCCAAACUCCUCUACAUCUGGAUGACCUGAGCAUGAGAAGAUUUUCAGUUCUGUGUCAGCUCGAUUUAACUUAGUUGGAUAUUAUGCAUUUAAACACUCACUAUGAAGAUAUUUUAGAAGAAAUCCUGGAGCUCUCUAAUCCUCUAUUUUGAUUUAUUGGGACAUUUAGAGUCCAGAAAAGGAACCAAAACUUCUGUCAAAACAUUCUACGUUUAACUGUAACCAUACCAAACUCCAAAUGACCUGAGGGUGAGUCGAUUUUCAGUUGUGUGUCAGCUCGAUGCAACUUAGUUGGAUAUUAUGCAUUUAAACACUCACUAUGAAGAUAUUUUAGAAGCAAUCCUGGAGCUCUUUAAUCCUCCAUUUUGAUCUAUUGAGACAUUCAAAGUCCAGAAAACGAACCAAAACAUUAGUCAAAACAUAAAGUUUUCUACUGUAACCAUACCAGACUCCAACUGACCUGAGGGUGCAGCGUUUUCAGUUCUGUGUCAGCUCGAUGUAACUUAGUUGGACAUUAUGCAUUUAAACACUGCAUUUAAAGGGUUAGUUCACCCAAAAAUUUUAAUUCUGUUAUUAAUUACUCUCCCUCAGUCCUUUACAAUCCCCUGAGACCUUCGCUCAUCUUCAGAACACAAAUGAAGAUAUUUUAGAAGAAAUCCUGGAGCUCUCUAAUCCUCCAUAUCGAUCUAUUGAGACAUUCAAAGUCCAGAAAACGAACCAAAACAUUAGUCAAAACAUAAAGUUUUCUACUGUAACCAUACAAAGCUGCAAAUGACAUGAGGGUGUCAAUUUUCAUUUUUUUGUCAGGUCGAUUCAACUUAGUUGGACUUUAUGCAUUUAAACACUCUGCAUUUAAAGGGUUAGUUCACUCAAAAAUGAAAAUUCGGUUAUUAAUUACUCCCCCUCAGUCCUUUUCAAUCCCCUGAGACCUUCGUUCAUCUUCACAACACAACUGAAGAUAUUUUAGAAGAAAUCCUGGAGCUCUACUCUUCUAUUUAGAUUUAUUGAGACAUUCAGAGUCCAGAAAAGGAACCAAAACAUUCAAUAUUUAACUGUGACCAUACCAGACUCCAACUGACCUGAGGGUGCAUCGUUUUCAGUUCUGUGUCAGCUCGAUGUAACUUAGUUUGACAUUAUGCAUUUAAACACUGCAUUUAAAGGGUUAGUUCACCCAAAAAUUUUAAUUCUGUUAUUAAUUACUCUCCCUCAGUCCUUUACAAUCCCCUGAGACCUUCGCUCAUCUUCAGAACACAAAUUAAGAUAUUUUAGAAGAAAUCCUGGAGCUCUCUAAUCCUCCAUUUUGAUCUAUUGAGACAUUCAAAGUCCAGAAAACGAACCAAAACUUCUGUCAAAACAUUCUACGUUUAACUGUAGCCAUACCAAACUCCAAAUGACCUGAGGGUGAGUCGAUUUUCAGUUGUGUGCCAGCUCGAUGCAACUUAGUUGGACAUUAUGCAUUUAAACACUGCAUUUAAAGGGUUAGUUCACCCAAAAAUAAAAAUUCUGUUAUUAAUUACUCUCCCUCAGUCCCUUACAAUCCCCUGAGACCUUCGCUCAUCUUCAGAACACAAAUGAAGAUAUUUUAGAAGAAAUCCUGGAGCUCUUUAAUUCUUUAUUUUGAUUUAUUAAGACAUUCAAAGUCCAGAAAACGAACCAUAACAUCUGUCAAAACAUUCUAUGUUCAUCUGUAAACAUACUAAACUCCAAAAAACAACCCUGUAAAAAAAUGACUUUGCUCACUUUAUGUCCCAGUGUGCGUUUACUACAGGCAGUAUGACACUUGUGUGUUGCGUUGCUGACCAAUAGCAAAUAUGUUGUAUUUUCUAUGGUAAACGUGCAAGACAAAGGGGAAAAAAGUACUUUUUACAGUUUUUGGAUGUACAAAACUGUUCUUGGAGCUUCGUAUGAUUACAGCAGAAGUCACAUGGAACUUUUUUGACAAUGUUUUGGUUCCUAUUUCUAGAAUUUAGAACAUAUUUUGAACAUAUCCUGUAUGCGUUUGGUAAAAAAGCUCUUAGAUUUCUACUAAAAUAUUUUAAAUUGUGUUUCGAAGAAGCUCUCAGGGUAUUGGAACGACAUGAAGGUGAGGAAUUCAUAACCGAAUGUUUAUUUUUGUGUGAACUAACCCUUUAAAUUUGCCUUUUACGUUAACAAAUAAGUCUUAAGAAAAUGUCUUAUGUUUGCUACAGAUAGUCCUUAAACCUUCCAAACGUGAUUUACGCAUUAAUGCAUUAAGGUCUAUGUUGGGAAAUGUAAUUUAUCGUUUGCACUGAUGUCUCCUGGUAAGUUGAAAGAUGCGAUGAGGGACAGUUCGUUCGCCAGAUAUCAUUUUCUCUGUUACCUCAUUUGAUUUCUUUUUCUGUAGCGUUAAUUUAUGUCUGCCGUUUUUCUCUGAAUGUCAAAACCAGCAUCUAGUUUGUAUCAUCUCGAAAUCUUCCCAGCACGGUACUAAAAUGAGGAAAUGCAUUCAUUUCGAUGAGUAGUGUGAUAACCUCUGUGGCCCUUAAUUUCUUCAAUUGAACUCAUUCUGAUUUUUCUUUAGCGUAUUUUUACACUGUCGUCUUCGCUCUUAAAUCGAGCUCACUGAUUACAGUAUUACAUACGGAUUAAUUGAGAGCGUAUUGUCGUGUUCUGUGUUUUAUGUCAGAUCUUUUCAUGUAUGUCUGUUUAACUUCUUGAAGCAUAAUAUAUUUAUUAUGAAAUCAUUAAAUGCAUCAGUAACAUUGA